Messenger RNA from Sparassis crispa, 3849 nucleotides. RefSeq lists its product as hypothetical. The transcript is spliced from 13 exons. The coding region runs from base 1 to 3849 and encodes 1282 amino acids. The record is from RefSeq and is a predicted model, not a curated record. Lineage: Eukaryota; Fungi; Basidiomycota; Agaricomycetes; Polyporales; Sparassidaceae.
AUGGAUCCCCUCAAGCAAUAUCUUCAUAUCCUGAAAAAAGAUAUCGCAUGGCACAAAUUCGUCGACGAUGGCCAGAAAUGGCCGCUCAACGUGCGUGAGCUAUGUGGCGGACUACUCACAGAUUCUCGACGGGUUCCACCUUGGGUAACGGCGGGUCCCUAUCCUGCCGUUGAUCCUCGAACGGAACCCCUGCUGGAGGAAUUGCAAAACACGUUCAAAUCGCAUGCUGGCUCACUCGAAGAUGCGGUCUUCGAUCAGCAAUUACAGGGCAUGUUCGGGACCCUUCUCAGUGAUUGCGCCAGGUUGCGGAAUGUCAUUUCAUCCGAUAGUCUCUGUGGCAGCGCCAAUCCGAAGGAAUCAUUCCUGAUUGUCAUGAUAUCCAACGUGAUGUCCUCCGUGACAGCAGAUUUUUCCAUAGAUGAAAACGUUUUGGUCGCCUUGCCACGCUAUCGUGGCGGCGGGCUGAACGUACCUACGAGAUUCAUGUCGAAUUCCAUCCAGGUACCGCUUUUGAUGUCUGUUUUUGCGGAGAUCCCCGACGACAACUCUAAUGCGGACGGAUCUGAUGCAAUGGUGAACGAUCCUGAUACUGACGAGGCCGACUCUGAGGCAGAGUCGCCCAACCCGGACGCGGAGCAACAUGAGGACGAAUCUAGUGAACCAUCUGAACCAUCUCGGCCGGUUUCGGUCACUUCACCAAUGUCCAUGUCGACAUUUCUCUCCCUAUGCGCGAAGCCCGUUCUCAUAGAGGAAAGCGAUAGUGACUCAGAAUCGGUGUACGACCCCCCUCCACCGGCGGAGUUGAACGCACACAUCCUCGUGUAUCCGCCAUCGAGGGAACUGCCCAAGCGAUGCCCUCUGCCAUUUCUGUGCGUUGCGGAGGAAGAUGAUCUACCUCUCGUGAUGAUGGCGAUUCUCUGCCAGCGACAUGUAUGGAAGAUUCACGAGCCUGUCGUCGGUGUCAGGUUUUCCAAAUAUCAUACCACCAUUUCUUUCUACAUCGGAUGGUUGGAUGAGAAUGUGGACAAAGAGGGCUCGUUACCUCGUGUACAUAUUGGUUCCUUAGGGCGAGAUGGGUCCCUGGAUCUGGCCUCACUUGAGGGGGCGUUUGCACUGUGCCAUGCUGCGUUGGCGUUGCAAGGAUUAGUGGCGAGAACAUGCAGCGCUGCAGAAGCUGCGGUCACGCUGGUUGCGGAGGAAAUACAGGACGAUUCUAUUUCUAUGUGGCGUCUGGACACGGAAGAAGGUGUUCAUUCUGUUGACUCGCCUGAGGGCCAGUAUGACAGGAUUGAAGCGUGGGUAGGAGGUCUUGCCUACAAAUACCCCGCAACCGCAAUGAUCGAUUCUAAGAAGACUGCACGAAAAGCGAGAAAGGAGGGGACCUCGGACUCGUCUGGCCCUUCGAUAGGGUCUUCCAAUUCUACAGAUUCUAAGCCUUCGAGCCUGUCGGUGAUUGCAAUUCCAGAAGAGGUGGAGUUGGAACAGAAAGGCGAGAGUCAAGGCUCAAAGAAAUCAGUGUACAAGCCGAUGUCAUGUUCUUCAUUCGCCGCUGAAGCUGCUAAGAAGGGGAAAGGUGCACUUAUGCAUGACUAUCUAUUCGAUAGACGCGUCGUACUCUCUGCACUAUGUCGCAACCCCGUCAUUUUUUCAUUGUAUGAAAUUUAUGCAGGAGAUGUAUGGCCAUUGCAUUGGAAAACACUCAAUGAUAUGCCCUCGGUUGAUCCCUCCCUUGAACCGUUCCGACAAGAGUUGUUUGCACAGGCACAGCAACAUCGUGAACUCAGCGCUGUAGCACCGCGGGACGUACCCGUAGAGGUCCUUCCGCUGUUAGAGGGAAGCUUACCUCUGAUUCUUGCUGUGGCGAAACGGGCGCAGGGGAAGGCCCGAUCAGUGAUUCCUCCAUCGGAGUCCGUUUGGCGUCACGAUUUCGAUUCUCUUAUCUUUGACUUCUUCACUAAUGCGUUAAAUGGAGCAAACAGCCUGUAUUCUCCAGGCAGCUGCUCGAGUGACGCGCCAAAGCUUCAACUUCCUGAUGACGACAGGGUCAUUCCAUCAACGGAACGCAUGAUAUAUUUACCCAAGGCCGUUGGUAUGGACCAAAGGUCUGCGGGAGACUUAUUUCUCCACAUCGGUAGUGGGCUCAGCUCCGGCGAAACUUAUGAGAAGAUGCUAAGGCAACGGAUUGGACGCAAUGAAGAUCUCCUUGAAGCCCGUGACCUAGAGCAGAAUGCACAGUUCCAGAUUCUAACUCAUGCGCAGGAUUGGCGGCAGCGUCGAAAGUGGGAUGGAUAUGCAUCUGAGCGUCUCAAAGAAGAUCCUUAUCGGGCUACUUGCGAUGCUCUCGGGACAGUCUCGAUUGACCUUCCAGUGAGACGGGAGUCUCUCGCGGCCGUGCAGUUGGUGGCCACAGCACCGCCCAAAGCCCCAUAUAUGGGCGCAUACGAAGACAAGGAAUCCACGCCUCGUACGAAUGCAUUAAAUGGAACAAUCAGCCUGUAUUCUCGGAGCAGUCUGUCGAGUGAUGCACCAAUGCGUCAACUUCCUGAUGACAAGAGCAUCAUUCUGUCAACGGAGCGCAUGAUAUAUUUACCCAAGGCCGUUGGUAUGGACCAACGGUCUGCGCGAAACUUAUAUUUCUACAUUCUUCGUAGUGGGCCCAACUCCGAUGAAACUGAUAAUGAGAUGCUGAAGCAGCGGAUCGGACCCAAUGAGGGUCUCCUUAGAGAAGCUGGCGACCUGGAGCGGAAGGCAUAUGUCCAGAAUAUAUAUCAUGCAACUGAUUGGUUGGAACGUCGCAGGAUGAAUGGAUACGCAUUGGAGCGUCUCAAAGAAGAUCCAUAUCGAGCCAUUUGCGACGCUCUCGGGACGGUCUCGAUUGAUCUUCCAGUGAGACGGGAGUCUCUCGCGGCCGCGCAGUUGGUGGCCACAGGAUCGCCAAAAGCCCCAUACGUAGUGGGCAUGCACGAAUCCAAGGAAUCCCUUGAUAUGCCUGACGACACUUCAUCUGGAGCAGCUCCGAUGAUUCACUUGCGGCAACAACUAUAUUCGUCCGCUCCGGCCCUAGAAACAGUGCCGGAGGUUGAUGACCCAAACCAGGCUUUACCUUCGAAUCCGGGCAUCCCACACUCCACCGGGAUACUUCCUCCUCCUGUAAACCCUCCGAAUACUAACUCGCUACCGACUCGCGAUUAUGCCAUUGCCGCGAGCUCCGUCUGUGAUACCGACCGCCUGUACGAAAAUGCAGAGGCACGUGCAUAUCUCGACGAGAAUCUUGAGGUCAUGUCCAAGCGACUCGAGGUGCUGACGGCGGGACAGAGGAAAAAUGCGAAAGUCAAGAAUCCUGUCUCAGUUCUAGAACUACCCGUGUUUAUGAUGGAAUACAAGAAGCAGGAUACAGAUAUUGGCAAGGGAGAAAAUCAGCACAGGCUGGCUUGCGCAUCGGCAGCGACAUUUCUUGACGUGCUGGGGCUGACCAAAAAGCCUGUUUUCAGUGGACUUACUAAUGGCCCGAGGGUGGCACUUGCGGCUGCUUGGAGUAGCGAUGGAUUCAUAGAAAUUUUCGAGCGGCAGACUCGUACCAUGGACAUCUCUACGGCGUUGGGAGCCUUCCAGUUUGCCAGCGUCCUAGCCAGACUUGCUAUCGUUUAUUCGAAAGAUCUUGUGGAUACUUUUGAUGAGGUGUCCAAACCUCUUCUGAUCAAAAAACUCAAUGAUCGGGAGUUCGAGAAGCCUGACUGCAAGCUGCAGUGGAAACAACCUGUGCCUCCCAAAUCCAAGAGAGGGGAAUCCGAAGAUGCUACAGGACAGCCAGUUUGGACAUCUGAAAUGGAAGAGACUCCAGUUCAGUAA